AUGCCUUAUUGUCCGCGUGAAUUCUGUGAAGUACUGGCAAUACGAUACCCAGUUGAAUUUUUACAGUACGCUGAUCCCCCGACCGGAAUAUGUUCACCACCGAAUCCUGCCCUUGAGUUUAACACCCGUUGCACCUUUAAAUGUUAUCUUGGGUACCGUUUGAGAGGUUCCCGUGAACGACGUUGUCAAGCCGACAAAACAUGGUCUGGGACCCCACCAACUUGUGAACAUACUCGUCCACCAGUUUUGAAUUGUCCGCCCAAUCUAAAAGUAAACACUCUGAAAGGAAAGUCAACAGGAAAAGUCACGUGGAGUGUUCAGGUUUCUGAUAAUUCAGGUGAUGUGGAUCCAAAUGCAGUGAUUAAGACUGAGUCAAAUCACAAAUCAGGGCAGGAACUUCCUAUUAGGGUCACUGCGAUUCGCGUAACUGCUACUGAUCAGGCCGGGAACGAGGCCAUCUGCACUUUCGAGGCAGAAGUCAUAGAUCUAGAACCACCGACUUCUAGUUUCUGCCCUAGCGACAUUGUGAAAGAGGCCAAAAGUCAUAGAGAAAAGGUGAGUUGGGACCUACCAGUAUGUUCAGACAAUUCUCAUUUGCCUCCAAUCAUUUGGUCUAACCGAAAGCUUGGAGACCUCUUUGGGGCUCCAGGAAAAUAUAAGAUCCAACAUACAGUCAAGGAUUUCGACUUCAAACAACCAAACAUCUAUACUGGAUGCUCUUUUAUGAUAACCUUGAAAAGGACAAAAUGCCCUAUGUAUCUUCCCCCAAAGAAUGGCGCUCUUGUUUGUUUGAAUUAUGGUGACGGUUCUGAGAGAUUCUGUCAAGUUGCUUGCAAACAAGGAACCGAUUUCGUGACCAACCCUUCCGUUUUGUACGUAUGUCUCGAUAAUGAAGAGUGGCUUCCUUUGGCUUAUCUUCCCAACACGAGUGGAAAACUACCGUGGCCAGAUUGUGCGAGGGGAGCUGGCCCUUCGACGAUGAAGACAUUUGGCGGUGGAAUAUCCGAGUUUUUUUAUAAUGCAAAUCAAAAGCCUUCUGAAGUGGAAAGGGAGCUGAAAGACAACUUAUUAAAGUUGGCUCGAAGCAGUUUAGUUUCCCCUUUUUAUUGUGAGAAUAAGAGCUAUUGUAAGUCGGAAAAUGUUCGCGUAUACGUGUAA
Molecule: messenger RNA, 1158 nt
Organism: Pocillopora verrucosa
Lineage: Eukaryota; Metazoa; Cnidaria; Anthozoa; Scleractinia; Pocilloporidae
Source: RefSeq, a predicted model, not a curated record